AUGUCGCUAUCUAACGAUGACCAUGUCGUUCUCCUCCUGAGCUCUAUCCGACUCGAACUAAUGUCGAUUUUACGUGUUAGAUUGACUUCGCCGCCGUCGCACAACAAUGCAACAUCCCCACUUCAGGAGCCGCCACAUCGCGAAGGCAAAGCCAUUGCUGGAGAUAACGGCGCCCCUGCUGGGACCGGCCCCAGUGAAGUCAACCAGGGCCAGACCCAGACCCAGAACCAGAACCAGACCGCAAGCGGAGCGGCGAAGAAAGGCAGGAAGCGCAAAGAACCGGCUCCUAAGGAGGACGGUAACGGCGACGAACCAGCUCCGAAGAGGAAGAGGGGGAGGCCUCCCAAGGCUAAAGCACCUACGGAAAUAGCAGCUGAAGAGGGGGAAGAUGGCACUUCUAAGGAAGAAACCGAUCAAGCGAGCAAUACUCAUAGGGCUUUUGGUGGAGACGAGACUAUGGAUGAGGAUGAGGAGGCUUAG
This is a messenger RNA of Aspergillus nidulans FGSC A4, 480 nucleotides long. RefSeq lists its product as uncharacterized. Bases 1 to 480 code for a protein of 159 amino acids. The record is from RefSeq and is a predicted model, not a curated record. The transcript has 3 exons. Lineage: Eukaryota; Fungi; Ascomycota; Eurotiomycetes; Eurotiales; Aspergillaceae.